This is a messenger RNA of Myzus persicae (green peach aphid), 906 nucleotides long. RefSeq names its product E3 ubiquitin-protein ligase XIAP-like. Gene Ontology annotation, molecular function: cysteine-type endopeptidase inhibitor activity involved in apoptotic process; ubiquitin protein ligase activity. Gene Ontology annotation, biological process: positive regulation of protein ubiquitination; regulation of cell cycle; negative regulation of apoptotic process. The transcript has 2 exons. Gene Ontology annotation, cellular component: cytoplasm; nucleus. Bases 1 to 525 code for a protein of 174 amino acids. The record is from RefSeq and is a predicted model, not a curated record. NCBI's taxonomy places the organism in Eukaryota, Metazoa, Arthropoda, Insecta, Hemiptera, Aphididae.
AUGCAGCCAAUUGCAAAGUUGCUGGCAUCGCAUGUGAGGCUAAAUGGUUGUUCAGAAGACAAUGGUCUCACGAACCACGUAAAAGGGAUUCAGCGAGACUUACACAAAGAAGCGCUAAAAAAGACAAAAGCGUUUUCCUUCAGGUCGGACGCUGUUGACAUGGCAUCACCCACUCAGUUGAAUUUUGAUCCAGUCUAUUCAGAUUCUACAACAUUUUUAUCGAGAUUAAAAUCAUAUAAUUCUUUUCCAUCCACUUCGUGUCAAAAUAAAUAUACAUUAUCUGAAUCUGGUUUCAGAUAUACAGGAGUAGGAGAUAUAGUUGAAUGUUUUUUCUGUGGACUUGUUUUACAAAAAUGGACAAAUGAUGACAUACCGUGGGUUGAACAUGCAAAAUGGAAUCCUAAAUGUAUAUUUGUUUUACUAUGUAAGGGAAAUGAAUUUAUAGAAAAUGUAAAAAACGAAUAUGUAAAAGCAGGUCAUGUUUGCGAUUGUAAUGAGUCUAAAUCAUAUGACACCACUUGUUAGUUUACUUACAUUAAUUAUAUUUAAAAAUUUUGUGCACGCAUUACGAAAUAAAUAUUGAAUUUAUAGACUUAAAUGUGUUUGUAUUUGAUUUUAUACCCUGUGAACUUGUUGUCUAGUGAAAUAACGCGUCAUGUUUUAAUUGAAUAUUCUGGGUUUUAAAAAAUGUAAUUUACAGGUUCAAUGGAUCAGGUAAGUAUAUUAACCCCCCUCUACACGUUAUUUGAUUUGAUUUCACGUUCACAUUAGUUUUUUAUACUAAUUUUAAUAUAAUCAGAUUAAUAUAUAACAGAACUUGAGCAAGUUAUAACCUCAGUUUUCAAAUAUGUGUUGUAACGAUCAUAUAAACGUUAAUGACAUCCGUGAUUCAUGUUUUGUUAAGUU